Messenger RNA from Anguilla rostrata (American eel), 7016 nucleotides. Its product is annotated as transcriptional regulator ATRX-like. The record is from RefSeq and is a predicted model, not a curated record. The coding region runs from base 212 to 6406 and encodes 2064 amino acids. Gene Ontology annotation, cellular component: nucleus. The transcript has 35 exons. Gene Ontology annotation, molecular function: ATP-dependent chromatin remodeler activity; ATP hydrolysis activity; ATP binding. Lineage: Eukaryota; Metazoa; Chordata; Actinopteri; Anguilliformes; Anguillidae.
UCUGCGAUUAAAGUAAAAUGCGCCAUUUUAAUGCUUCCAGUCAACCGGGAAAAUGGCGGUCCUACCUAAUUUACUGUUUUGAAGUUGUAUAGCUAGAUAACGUUAAUGUUAUUUAAUAUUUUUGUCAUAGAACAUCGCCCGAGAGAACUUUAGGAAUACUACCUCUGGAGAAAGACGCCGUGCCCUUCAGGGUGCCUUAAAUCGACAAGAAAUGACCGCAGAGAUUUGCAGUGCCAACAAGCUGACUCUGUUGGUGACGAAGCUUCAUGAGUUCUUGGCUCAUUCUGAAGAGGACAGUCAUGUGCCUCCUGUUCCUGAAAUCUCACAGGGUACAGUUGUCCUUGAUCCUGUUGAUUUGCACAUUGUAGAUCAUGUCAUUCAAGAGCCAACUGGCUUGAAUGACUCUGUGAAGCCAGCGUCCUCACGCUCAAAGAGAAAGCCUUCCGUUGUCACCAAGCACACUGGAUUAGAUGAAUCGGAUGCUUCAGAUGAGAGCGGUAAUGAAGAUGCAGUAUCCAACGAUGGCUCGGACCGCGAUCUUGACGUGAACAGUCUUCCAAAAGGCACUGUGGUUGUAAGGCCAGAGCCUGUGGGAAAUGAAAUCAAGGAUGACUUUCGAGGUCCAGAGUUUCGCUGCAGGGGGUCCACCAAACUCAAAACAGAAUUAUCACGAAAACGAGGAGGUCAGCAUUUACAGAUCGUCAGCUGCACUGCCUGUGGACAGCAAGUCAACCAUUUCCAGAAGGACUCUUUCUACCAGCAUCCUGUACUCAAAGUCUUGAUUUGUAAGUCAUGUUUCAAAUAUUAUAUGAGUGAUGACAUCAGCAAGGAUGCAGACGGCAUGGAUGAACAAUGCAGAUGGUGUGCUGAAGGGGGAAACUUAAUCUGCUGCGACUUCUGUAGCAAUGCCUUCUGCAAGAAAUGCAUCCUGCGGAACCUGGGGCGGAAAGAGUUGUCCGGUAUCAUGGACGAGGAGAGCAAGUGGUACUGCUACGUGUGCAGCCCGGAGCCCCUGCUUGACCUGGUGAUGACCUGUGACACUGUGCUUCAGAACUUUGAGCGCCUCUGGAAUCAGCAGCCGAAGCGGGCUAAAGGAGAGCACGACAAGGCAGGCCAAGAUCACAGUGCUCACAAACUCUUGAAAAAGGUCAAAACCACUUUCAAUGGGAAGGAUCACCCUUCCGACGGUCUUGAAUGCAGAACAGUAGUUUUUACUUACCAAUCCUUGAGUAUACCAAAAGAACUGGUUAAAAAGGCUAAAAAGCUUGUAGAAACCACAACAGCCCUGAAUAACACUUUUAUCAAGUUCAUACAGCAGGACUCGGAGGACAAAGGGAACCGUAUUGUAAACCUUCGACACUUGAGGGCCUUCAGGUCAGUGUUGGCAGAUCUGAAAACAGCUCAUACUGUCCUGGAGAAGGCUUUAGAGGAGGAACUCAAGGAUGUGCUGCAGGACACAGAGGAGAACGAGUGUGACAUCAGCACUGGCGGGCUGUCGCAGCAGGAACAAGAUGGGGACGUGUUUACCGAUGCACUAAGUGAGCAUGUUGAAAACAUGCAUUUCAUGGAAAAUGCUGAUGAUGAUAGCAGAGACUCUUCAGUAGAGUUUACUCCUUCAAAUGAUGUGGAGAUGAAGGAAGUCCACCAGCUCUCAGAUGAACUCAAAGCCAAAAACAAGACGACUAAAGACUCCCAUUGUAACAUUGAGGGAAAACAGGUGUCCGAAAUGGCUAUGGUUGAGCACCCUGAAGCUGAUGAAACGUUUGGAAUGACCCAUUCCUCCGUUGGCACACACAGAAGAGUGCCCAGCCCAGCCAGAGCCCAGAAGUCUACCGGCAGCACGUCACCGCAUUCCAGACAGAGUCCUAUCAUGAUGACUAAGGAACUGGUGGUAAAGCUGACACCCAUGUCACUUAAAGAGCCUCUGUGUCUCCAGUGGAAAGAGGAGGGAGAAAAUAAAGGUGGAGAGGAAGAGAAGGAGCCAACGGUGCCUUCUGUACGGGAGUCUGAGGAAACGGUUAUCUUAGAUGAUGAUCUAGAGAACAGACGUUCACCCAGGGUGAAAACCACACCCCUGCGAAGGCAGGCCGAGAGUAAGUGUAAGCCGGUCUUACCUCCCAACACUCAGUGCGAGUCCACUGAGGCCGAAACCUCCAACGCUUUAGAUGGGGAGGAACCUCUGGAAGAUAAAGGAGACGUCAGCAGCAGGAUGGAGGACUCGGACUCUGAUGAAGUUCCUGCCAUCCUCCUUCAGGCAGCCGCCAUGAUGCCAAGCUCAGGUGAGUCAGAGAGUGGAGGUGAAGCUUCCCCCCAAAGCGUCAAGAAGCAGUGCCUUUUUGGGCUGAAGAAGGAUGCCUCUCCGUCUCCGGAAAAGGUGGCCAUUGCACAGAGGAUAAAGACACGGCCCUCCAAACAUAGUUGUAAGAAGGUACUGACCAGGAAAAGCAUCCAGAAAAGGAGGCAAAGUGGUUCUGACUCCACCAGUGGUGAUUCAGACCUGGAGAAGGAGAUUACAAACCUGAGCAGUCUUGGAGCCACUAAGAGAAGGCCUCACAAGCCAAAGAAACCAAAGAGUGAGGUAGAAGAGUUUGAUGAAGAUGAUGGGGAGGAAGAAAUGAGUACAAAUAAGGUUACUGGUGAAAAUAGGAUCUCAACAUCUAAGCCAGUAAGCAGGCUACGAAAAGACAACAGGACUGAAGAACAGUCGUCCUCUGGUGAGGAGGAAGGCCAAGAUGCCUACUCAGGAGAUGACAGCGAUGAUCAGAAGAUGAAACCCAUCACUGAGAUGGCUGUGCUGGGAGCAGGGUCUUUCCUGCAGUCUUCAGGAGAGGAGGUUGACAUGACACCUGGUCCCAGGGCAGCAGCCGAUGACGAUGACGACGACCCAGAGAAUAGAAUCGCUAGGAAAAUGCUCUUGGCUCAAAUAAAAGCAAACUACUCUUCUGGGGAGGACAUCUCUACAGACGACGAGGAAUCGGAGGAGGAGGAAGAGGAAGUGAAAUUGAAAUCGGGGAAUGAGAAUGAGGAUAACGGAGAGGACGAGGACGAGGAGCCCGAUUCGGAGCGGGACUCCGACGGAGGAGUGAAGACCCGGCGCAGGCACCGCCUGCUCCGCUACCAGCUGUUGCCGAGCGACGGGCAGCCGGAAGGGCAGAAAGCCGCCACUCAGAGCAAGGAGGAAACCAACAGGGCGGCGAAGAGAACGGCAAGUAGUGAUAAUUCUGCCACCUCGGACAGUCAGGAAUCAGCCAUGAGUGAGGAACUCAGUGACUCUGAGGAGGGCGAUGAAGGGACGAAGACAAGAUCUUCAAAGAACCCUGAAGAAAAUGAGGGUAGGUCCUACCAGAAGAAGCGGAAACGUGACCUGCAGGGCUCCGUCAGCAGCGGAAAGAGUAGUUGUGAUGAUGACGACGGUGAAGACGCAGACAGCGAAGCUGCCCUCAAGAGUCGCAAGAAGAUCCGCAGGAUAAUCAACGAUGACAACCUGAGGUCAGAGACCCAAAACGCCGUGAAAGAGGAGGAAGACCGAAGGAAACGGGUUACCGAGAGAGAGCAGCAGAGGGAACAUCUACGAGAGGUCAUUGUUAUCGAUGACACGUCUCCUGAGCCUUGCGCCUUAACCACCAAGCUGGUGCUGGAAAUGGACGAGGAGACAAACCAGCCUGUGGUCCAGGUGCACAGGAACCUGCUGACUAAGCUGAAGCCGCACCAAGUGGAUGGAGUGCAGUUCAUUUGGGACUGCUGCUGUGAGUCUGUGCAGAAGAUACAGACGUCCCCUGGAUCUGGGUGCAUCCUGGCGCAUUGCAUGGGCUUGGGAAAGACGCUACAGGUGGUGACAUUCCUCCACACCAUGCUGACGUGUGCAAAGCUGAAAUUCAAGACUGCUUUGGUGGUGUGUCCGCUCAACACUGUCCUCAACUGGGUCAAUGAGUUUUCAAAAUGGCAGAAAGGCAUGAAGUCUGAUGAGAUCGUACAGGUGUCUGAGUUGGCCACAAUGAGGGGUACUCAGGAGCGCUGCAGAGCCCUGGAGAGCUGGCAUCGGCGUGGGGGCGUCAUGAUCAUCGGAUAUGAGAUGUACCGCAACCUCACGCAGGGCCGCAGCGUCAAGGUCCCCAAUCUCAAGGAUGGCUUCCAGAAGACUCUAGUCGAGCCAGGUCCUGAUUUUGUCAUCUGUGAUGAGGGCCACAUCCUGAAGAAUGCGGCCUCUGCCAUAUCCAAAGCAAUGAACUCCAUCAGCACGAGGAGAAGGGUAGUGUUAACUGGAACUCCAUUGCAGAACAGUCUCAAUGAGUAUCACUGCAUGGUAAGUUUUAUUAAGGAAAACUUGCUCGGUUCCAUCAAGGAGUUCCGGAACCGCUUCAUGAACCCCAUCCAGAACGGUCGCUGUGCGGACUCCACACCCGCUGAUGUCCGUCUCAUGAAGAAACGCGCCCACAUCCUGUAUGAGAUGUUGGCCGGGUGUGUCCAGAGAAAAGAUUAUUCAGCUCUGAGAAAAUUCUUGCCACCUAAACAUGAGUAUGUGCUGGCAGUAAGACUGACACCUGUCCAGGUGAAACUGUAUAGACACUACUUGGAGCAUUUCACAGGUGAGGGUGGUGGAGGGAGAGGCCGAUCUGGGACCAAACUCUUCCAGGAUUUCCAGGUGCUCAGCCGAAUCUGGACCCAUCCUUGGUGCCUUCAGUUGGACUACAUCAAAAAGGGAAACAUGGGUUACCUUAAUGAGGACGAUAUGGAAAAAGUAACAUCUGACAGAGAUGACUGCGCAGUCAGCCUGAGCUCUGAGGAUGAGAAAGAGAAGGGAGAGCAGACAAGGGCUCCGGGUGAGCUGGGGACCUCAGGCAAUCCGGAUAGUGAUGGCGGAGAAGUGAUAAAGCUGUGGAGCUCCUUCUGGAGAGGAAGGGCGAAAGAGAGAUCUAGACAAGCGAGUCCUGUAGAAGAUGGGAAAGCGACCUCCAGUUCAGGCCAUGGAAGUAUUUCUCCUGGCUGGUACAAGAACUUUGUGACUGAAGAUGAUGCUACAGUACUGCAACACUCUGGAAAGUUGGUGCUUCUGUUUGAGAUCCUCCAUAUGGCAGAAGAAAUGGGAGACAAAGUGCUGGUGUUUAGUCAGUCUCUGAUCUCAUUAGACUUGAUUGAAGACUUCCUGGAGCUGGCUAACCGUGCUAAAAAGGAAGGGAAGCCCUCUCCAUAUAAAGGAAAGGGGAAAUGGUUAAAAAAUGUGGACUACUUCCGUCUGGAUGGUUCCACCAGUGCUUUGACCCGGAAGAAGUGGGCUGAAUCGUUCAAUAACCCCAGGAAGUUCCGGGGUCGCUUAUUUCUCAUCUCCACAAGAGCUGGAUCUCUUGGGAUCAACCUGGUUGCAGCCAACAGGGUCAUUAUUUUUGAUGCCUCCUGGAACCCCUCUUAUGACAUUCAGAGCAUCUUUAGAGUAUAUCGCUUUGGGCAGGAGAAGCCUGCAUUCGUCUACAGAUUUCUUGCUCAGGGGACCAUGGAGGAGAAAAUCUAUGACCGACAGGUGACCAAACUGUCGCUGUCUUUCCGAGUGGUGGACCAGCAGCAGAUUGAACGCCACUUUACCAUGAACGAGCUGACUGAGCUGUACACGUUUGAGCCCGACCAGCUGGAUGACCCCACCUCGGAGAAGAAGAAAAAGAGAGCCACCCCCAUGCUUCCAAAGGAUCCCAUUCUGGCAAACCUACUUCACAGUUCUAAAGAACAGAUCGUGAGCUACCACGAGCACGACUCCCUCCUGGAUCACAAGGAGGAAGAGGCCCUAAGUGAGGAGGACCGCAAGGCUGCCUGGGUGGAAUACGAGGCCGAGAAGAAGGGUCUGUCAGUUCCUCUGAACCAGCCCUCUCAUUCUACUGGAAGCUCAGAGGGCUUUGACACAUAUCUGAAUGGUCUGUCUGGCAUGACCGACCCUCAGCUAGAGAAACUCAUCAGUCAAGGACGGCAGAAGAUGUUGGAGUGCUCCAAGGCACUGAAUUCCAUACCAAGGCUGACCUUGAAGGAAAGCUUUGAAAAAGUUGAGAAGGAAUACCCCACAAUGAGCAAAGAGAAUGUGUUUGUUUUGGCUCACCGCCGCCACAACAUCAUUCAAGAUAAGCUGAAGCACUGGGAGGCCGUCUACCAGGACACCCUCAGAAAGCAUCAGGCGCGGCUUGCAUACGUCCAGAAGGUCAUAAGGAACAUGAAGCCGCAGGAGCGACAGAUCGGCAAGGCCUACGAGGCGAAUGCCGUCCGUCGGGGGCUCUCGAAGGACGAGGCGGAGAAGGCGGUGAAGGCGGUGGCCAACGGCCCGAGCGAAGCGAACACUCUCAGUCCGUACCAGCAGCCAGGGCGUGGCCCUGCACGCCAAACUCAGCUGAAUGAGGGCUCUCCUUCCACGUCCUCUGUGACAUCAUAAAACAUCCAUCAUUUUGAAAUGGUUUUGGGAAGCUCAAAAUUCACAACAGCCAAAAAAACAUUUGAAGUGAAAGCUGCUAGUACUAUAGACCCAGGUUCGCAGAAAAAUGUAUCUGUGAUCCAAUGGAUUACUACAUGAUGGUUAACGGUACAUUAAGUUCCUAAAUUCUUCUGGAAAAUUAUCUUUAAUCUGUUGAGCAAGAAGUUCCUUAAUAUCUGGAAACAUGAAAAUUUUCUGUAUCCCUAUGUACAAUUUUUUCUAGUGACCUAGAGUUAUUUUCAAGUUAUUGCUCUUCACAAUUAAUUCAUGUUUUCAGAUUCUCGCUUGAGUUACUGGACAAUUUUUAAUCUUGAGAUGGUAUUGUAAAGCAUCGCACACAAUAUUUUCUUUAUUUUAAUUCCAGUGUUUGCUCUCCAGAUUGGCCACUGUUGCUUUUUGUACUGAUAUAUUGUCACUGAAAUGUCACUGAUUUCAGUAGGCCGUUUAUUUUGAAGAAUGUGGUUCUGUAAAGAACUGUUCCUGAGAAUGUAAUGAGUCUUUUUUGCAUUUACCUGAACUAAUGAUGUUUUUUAUAUCACAUUUAAUAAAUUAACUUUUGAUUGUUUCUUUA